This is a messenger RNA of Alexandromys fortis (reed vole), 4096 nucleotides long. Its product is annotated as signal recognition particle 54 kDa protein. The coding region runs from base 291 to 2018 and encodes 575 amino acids. NCBI's taxonomy places the organism in Eukaryota, Metazoa, Chordata, Mammalia, Rodentia, Cricetidae. The record is from RefSeq and is a predicted model, not a curated record. Gene Ontology annotation, cellular component: cytosol; signal recognition particle, endoplasmic reticulum targeting. Gene Ontology annotation, biological process: SRP-dependent cotranslational protein targeting to membrane, translocation; SRP-dependent cotranslational protein targeting to membrane. The transcript is spliced from 17 exons. Gene Ontology annotation, molecular function: GTP binding; ATP hydrolysis activity; endoplasmic reticulum signal sequence receptor activity.
GAAGGGCUGGCCCACGCUGAGUGAUGACGUCUCCUCAUUGGGCGGAAGGUUCGGUGGCUGUCGUCGGUGUUCCAGCUGGUGGGAGUUGGCUUCUCGGCGCUGGGCGCUGGGCCCCUGGUGUCUGUAGCUGGGAAGUUGGGCUGCAGGGUCGUCCCUGUCCUUCUGCUUCCAGUGUUCCUGGGUGUCAUUCUGCGGCGCAGGGCCUCGCCCCGGACUCGCCGGCCCUGGGGGGCCACGGCUUUAGUGGUGCCUUUCGCGAGUUCUCUUAAGUACAUCUUAAAACCUUCAAGAUGGUUCUAGCAGAUCUUGGAAGAAAAAUAACAUCAGCAUUACGCUCAUUGAGCAAUGCCACCAUUAUCAAUGAAGAGGUAUUAAAUGCUAUGCUAAAAGAAGUAUGUACAGCAUUAUUGGAAGCAGAUGUUAAUAUUAAACUAGUGAAGCAAUUAAGAGAAAAUGUUAAGUCUGCAAUUGAUCUUGAAGAAAUGGCAUCUGGUCUGAACAAAAGAAAAAUGAUUCAGCAUGCUGUAUUUAAAGAACUUGUAAAGCUUGUAGACCCUGGAGUUAAAGCCUGGACACCGACUAAAGGAAAGCAGAAUGUUAUCAUGUUUGUUGGAUUGCAAGGAAGUGGUAAAACGACAACGUGCUCGAAGUUAGCAUAUUAUUACCAGAGAAAAGGUUGGAAGACUUGUUUGAUAUGUGCAGAUACAUUCAGAGCAGGAGCGUUUGACCAGCUAAAACAGAAUGCCACCAAAGCAAGAAUUCCAUUCUAUGGAAGCUAUACAGAAAUGGAUCCUGUCAUCAUUGCUUCUGAAGGAGUGGAGAAAUUCAAAAAUGAAAAUUUUGAAAUUAUUAUUGUUGAUACAAGUGGUCGGCACAAACAAGAAGAUUCUUUGUUUGAAGAAAUGCUUCAAGUUUCUAAUGCUAUACAACCGGAUAACAUUGUUUAUGUGAUGGAUGCAUCCAUUGGACAAGCUUGUGAAGCCCAGGCAAAGGCUUUUAAAGAUAAAGUAGAUGUAGCUUCAGUAAUAGUGACAAAACUUGAUGGUCACGCAAAAGGAGGUGGUGCUCUCAGUGCAGUUGCUGCCACAAAAAGUCCAAUUAUUUUCAUUGGUACAGGGGAACAUAUAGAUGACUUUGAACCUUUCAAAACACAGCCUUUUAUCAGCAAACUUCUUGGUAUGGGUGACAUUGAAGGCCUGAUAGAUAAAGUCAACGAGUUGAAGCUGGAUGACAACGAGGCACUUAUAGAGAAGCUGAAGCAUGGUCAGUUUACAUUGCGAGACAUGUAUGAACAGUUUCAGAAUAUCAUGAAAAUGGGCCCAUUCAGUCAGAUCUUGGGGAUGAUUCCAGGUUUUGGAACAGAUUUUAUGAGCAAAGGAAAUGAGCAGGAGUCAAUGGCAAGACUGAAGAAACUGAUGACAAUAAUGGAUAGCAUGAAUGACCAAGAACUGGACAGUACAGAUGGUGCCAAGGUCUUUAGUAAGCAACCAGGCAGAAUCCAGAGAGUUGCCCGAGGGUCAGGUGUGUCAACAAGAGAUGUCCAAGAGCUUCUGACGCAGUAUACCAAGUUUGCACAGAUGGUGAAAAAGAUGGGUGGUAUCAAAGGACUUUUCAAAGGUGGUGAUAUGUCUAAGAAUGUGAGUCAGUCACAGAUGGCAAAAUUGAAUCAACAAAUGGCCAAAAUGAUGGAUCCACGAGUUCUUCAUCACAUGGUGUGUGACUUUCUUGGAGAGAAGAUUGCAUCGGUUCUAGGCAUCAGCACCCCAAAAUACCAGUAUGCCAUUGAUGAGUAUUACCGGAUGAAGAAGGAGGAGGAGGAGGAGGAAGAGGAAAAUAGGAUGUCUGAAGAAGCAGAAAGACAAUUCCAGCAAAACAAGAUGCAGGCCGACUCCAUCGUACAGACAGAUCAGCCAGAAACAGUGGUGUCCACCUCAUUUGUGAACGUCAACUUUGAGAUGGAGGAAGACUGUGAAGUAAUCACGGAACGGAAACAGCAGCCAGCCUCUGUCCCACCAUAGGACGAAAUGACGUGUAUUAAGUGUUACACCCUAAACGUCAAUCAAGAACUUUUUACAUUGUGUUUAGUGGGACUGAAAACAACUAUUUAUAUUUUAAAUUAUUAAGGGAAAAUCUUUCUUCAUUUUUAUGCUCUAUCACAGUCAGAUCUGAAGUUGGGAUGUUUUGAUUAUGGUAAAUUAGGGGUCGCCCCACCCCGCCUGCCCUGUGCUGGGGAGCAAACCUAGGGCUUCUUUCACACACACUAACCAAGUGCUUUGGUUUAAAAAAAAAAAUCAUCUUUUAUAAAACAAAAGGACAUUUAGCUAGGCGUGAUAACACACACCUUUAAUCCUAGCACUAGGGAGGCCUGUGGUUCUGUGUGAGUUCAAAGCCUACCUGGUCAACAUAGUGAGUUUUAGCCUUGCCAGUGAGAUUCUGUCUCAAAAACAGAAACUGAAGGCAUUGUACAUUAAAAGGGGAGUUAAAUUGUUCAUUAAGGUUUUUGGUGUGGGGGCUUUUUUUUUUAAAGUAGUGAUAACUCAUCUUUGGAGCUAAUAAUAACCCUAACAGCCCGAGAGUGAAGUUCCCUGCAUUUCAUGCUUUCCCUUCCGUGCAUGUAACACACCUAGUCAUCACUUCACACAAGGGUAGCUCAGCGUGUGUAACACACCUAGUCAUCACUUCACACAAGGGUAGCUCAGCGUGUGUAACACACCUAGUCAUCACUUCACACAAGGGUAGCUCAGCGUGUGUAACACACCUAGUCAUCACUUCACACAAGGGUAGCUCAGCGUGUAAUAAAAGCAGCAGGAUGGAAGCACCGUCGAUUCUUCCUGUUGAGAUUUUUUUUUUUUUUUUGAGACAGGGUUCCUCUGUGUAGCCCUGGCUGUCCCAGCUCUGUAGACCAGGCUGGCCUCUAACUCACAGAUCUCCCUGUCUCCGCUCAACCACCACCCGGCUUUGUUGAGAGCGUUUAUGGAAAAGUGCUGAAUGUACUAAAGAUUAAGAUGGUUCUCAUUUUCACCACACGUCACUCUCGAAUUUUCAGUAGUUAGCAGCUUGCUCUGAUCACAGAUUAACACUGGUCACUGAAUUUGGAGUUGUAGUCUGGCGUUGGUCCCCAGCGACUGCCCCAUGGCUGGUACCUUGGGUAUGUCAGACUUACCCACUCCUUUCUGCACCACAGGCAGGGUAGCGGGGAGAUGAGGAAUUGGUACCAGGUUGGUCUUGUUCACCAUUUUGAAGUCACAGCCGUGAGCUGGAUCAUUGAUGUGAACCAGGUUCGGCCCUCUCUCUCCUUGCUAGGUUAUCCUUUACAAAGUUGUGUAAUGUGAGUGUAAUUUAAGAAAUAUUCCUACAUAUGUGUUCAGAACCUUUUAUCUGUUUAACUUUGAUUUAUAACCAAAUGUGGAUAAAGAGAAAGUGGACAGUGUUCUAGAUGCUGAUCUCAGCCUUUAGAAAUUACCUCCUAAACUAGCCUUCUAAGUAGCAGGAUGCCUUCUGUCUUCCAUGUGCGCAAUCCAAAUGUGGACGGGCGAGCAUGCUGUAGAGACCUGCCAGUGGACUCUCAGUAGGCUCACCUGAAAGCCGGAUUUCUAAGUGGAUAGUCAAAGUUUGAGUCAAAGUUUCAGUUGGACCGAAAUUUCUAAGGCUCAGCAAGUAUGGAGUCCUCCUUGGAGGUGUGACUGGUGAGCUUCCUUCAAGGGUGCAAACGACGGGACUUAAUCCUUAGAGGUUUAUCCUUAGAUUGUGUAACUAAGGCCGUUAACAGUUACACUCUACUAAAACCCAGUCUUAAGUUGCUCAAACAUGCUGGCCUGACGUCUUCCUCUUGGUGCGGUAUCACCUCAGACACCUGGUCCUGAGGUGAAGGCGGGCCGUGUAAGGCGACCCGCGAGAGCAUCUCUCCCGAAGCGCUAGUUCUCAGUUUACACAGCUAGUGAUUACAGCAGGCCGGCCGACCUGCCAAGGCUCCGGUUCCUCAGUUUACUUUUGCUGCUUGUUGGGCAGUAGCUGGUUUGUGAUGUUUGGAGUUAUUCACUGUGCCUUACGUUUUUAUACUUUGGUUUAUGCAAACUAUAAAAUUUAUUACAAAUGG